UGUAAAUGUGAGUGACAAAGAGAAGACGCAAUUGAUUUUUCAGCUGUACGUAAUAACAAUAACAAAACAAGAACAAAAGAAACAAGGUCGUUAUUAUUUACUCACUCUGCUUGUUCACGUGAUUAAAUUUCUUGUGAAUUUCUCUAGAUAACAAAACAAAAACAGUUUAAAUUUGAUAAGGGGGGCAUCUAAUAUCGCCAUUUAUCAUUUCUCUACUUCAGUGUUCAGUAGAUUUUGUGUCGUCCAGGAAGUAACAUUAAAAUAUAAAUAUGAAGAUUAUAUUGGCUUUUUUGCCAUUCUUUUUAACACAAGUAAUAGCAGUCUCGUUUUUUGAUUUGGUUCAAGAAGAAUGGAAAUCAUUCAAGCUUACACAUAGAAAACAAUAUGACAAUGAAAUAGAAGAACGCCUUAGGAUGAAAAUUUAUGUUGAAAAUGCUCACAAAGUUGCUAAACACAAUCAGAAAUUUGAAAUAGGCUUGGUUUCGUACAAACUAAAACUUAAUCAAUUUGCUGACAUGCUUCAUCAUGAAUUUGUUCAUACUGUGAAUGGUUUUAAUAGAUCACAAGGUUUAUUAAGUCAACAAAUCCAAAAAGAGGAUUGCUUCAAAGCACCCACUUUUAUUCCCCCUGCACAUGUUAAAUUACCUGACCAAGUAGACUGGAGAGAAAAAGGAGCUGUAACAGAAGUCAAAGAUCAAGGUCAUUGUGGUUCAUGUUGGAGUUUUAGUGCUACUGGUUCCCUAGAAGGCCAACAUUUUCGUAAAUAUGGCAAGUUGGUGAGUUUAAGUGAACAAAAUCUCAUCGAUUGUUCUGGUAAAUAUGGCAACAACGGCUGUAAUGGCGGUCUUAUGGACAACGCGUUUAGGUACAUAAAAAAUAAUGGUGGUAUUGACACCGAAAAGACCUACCCUUAUGAGGGCGAAGACGACAAAUGCAGAUACAAUCCAAGGAACGCGGGUGCCGACGAUAAGGGCUUUAUGGACAUUAGUCAAGGGGACGAAGAAGCCCUUAAAGCAGCAGUGGCAACAGUGGGUCCUAUCUCAGUGGCCAUUGAUGCCAGUCAUGAAAAUUUCCAAUUUUAUUCCGAAGGCGUUUACUACGAUGAAGAAUGUAGUUCUGAGCAGUUAGAUCACGGAGUGCUAGCAGUAGGCUAUGGAACCACUGAAGAUGGUACUGAUUAUUGGUUGGUAAAGAACUCAUGGGGACCAAAAUGGGGCGAUAGUGGUUACAUCAAAAUGGCCAGAAACAAAGACAACAACUGUGGAAUAGCAAGUUCAGCAAGUUAUCCUCUCAUUUAAAGUAAAAAAGAAUCUCUUUUAACUUUUAGUAUGCAUUUGAAUUGUUUUGUAGUUAAUUGUCUCUCUAUUUUGUUUUUAAUUUUUUUUAAUGUGCUCUCUGUAUUUCUUAUCUUUUUGUGUUAAUUCGAGAAGUAUUUAUAAAAUAAGACUAAUAAAUAAUUUAAUUUGAAUGAUUUGUCUGCUUAGCUUACUUUGUGCUCUUAUGGAGACACAAUUUUUCUUUUCUAUUACAUCUAUCUAUGAACUAUUCUCUAUGAUCAGUAUGGUUCAUAACCAUAGAUAUUCAUCACCUACAAACACCGUGCUAACGGUAAUUUUUGUAUUGUUUAUAAUCCAAAUAGCUAAUUCGUUCAAAUUGAAUGUGAAUAAAUUAAUAUAUAUUGA
This is a messenger RNA of Agrilus planipennis (emerald ash borer), 1682 nucleotides long. RefSeq names its product cathepsin L. The record is from RefSeq and is a predicted model, not a curated record. Gene Ontology annotation, biological process: immune response. Gene Ontology annotation, cellular component: lysosome. Lineage: Eukaryota; Metazoa; Arthropoda; Insecta; Coleoptera; Buprestidae. Bases 270 to 1298 code for a protein of 342 amino acids. The transcript is spliced from 5 exons. Gene Ontology annotation, molecular function: cysteine-type endopeptidase activity.